UGGAAGAGGAGUUGGCUCCCUGCUCAGGAAAAAACAGGAGACGGGGCGAGGACUCGACAGUGUGUCAGCAAGCCUGAGAGCCGGGGGCCUCAUCUACCUUCAUCAGACACCAGAGGUUUUCUUCCACGACAACAUGCUGCGGUUCCUGAUGCUGAUAAGCACUCUCUGGGUGGGGGAGCACACCACGGCCGGACAGAGAGAUGGAGAAAUUAUCAAUCAGAUCAAAGGGACCAACCUUGCCCUGGCUGAGAUCAAAGAACUGCUGAAACAACAGAUAAAGGAGAUUAUUUUUCUCAAGAACACUGUGAUGGAGUGUGAAGCCUGCGCGAUGGGAGGGGUGCAGCCUCGGCCCUCCUGUGUGCCGAACCCCUGCCACCCUGGUGUGAAGUGCACCGAGACAGCCGAGGGCAUUACGUGUGGGCCCUGCCCCGACGGCAUGAUGGGUAAUGGAACCCACUGCACCGAUGUAGAUGAGUGUACUGUGAUGCCCUGUCACAUGGGAGUCCGCUGCAUCAACACUUCUCCUGGCUUCCGCUGUGGCCCCUGUCCCGCCGGCUACACUGGCCCCCAGGUCCAGGGUGUGGGCCUUGCCUAUGCCAAAGCAAACAAACAGGUGUGCAAGGACAUUGAUGAGUGUGAGGGGCCAAAGAAUGGAGGCUGUGUGGAGAAUUCUGUGUGUCUGAACACUCCUGGCUCUUUCAGGUGUGGCCCCUGUAAGAUGGGUUACGUUGGCGACCAGCGGCGUGGCUGUAAACCUGAGAGGGCCUGUGGAAACGGUCAACCCAACCCCUGCCAUGCCAGUGCUGAGUGUAUAGUCCACCGUGAGGGGAUAAUAGAAUGUCAGUGUGGAGUUGGAUGGGCUGGAAACGGCUACUUAUGCGGGCCUGAUAUAGACAUCGAUGGAUUCCCUGAUGAGAAACUGGAAUGUCCGGAGAGGAACUGUGCCAAGGAUAACUGUCUCACUGUGCCAAACUCUGGUCAAGAAGAUGCAGACAAUGAUGGGAUAGGAGACGCUUGCGAUGAGGACGCAGAUGGCGAUGGAAUCCUAAACACACAGGACAACUGUGUGCUUGUACCCAAUGUGGACCAAAGGAACACUGAUGAAGAUGACUUUGGUGACGCCUGCGAUAAUUGCCGAGCUGUCAAAAACAAUGACCAGAAAGACACAGACGUGGACAGACUUGGCGAUGAGUGUGAUGAAGACAUUGACGGCGAUGGAAUCCUCAAUCACUUGGAUAACUGCAAAAGGGUGCCCAAUGCUGACCAGAUAGAUCGCGAUGGGGACAAAGUUGGAGAUGCCUGUGACAGCUGUCCUUAUGUGCCCAACCCUGACCAGCUGGAUAUGGACAAUGACCUGAUUGGAGACCCCUGUGACACCAACAAGGACAGUGAUGGAGACGGCCAUCAGGACUCUCGGGACAACUGUCCGGCAGUCAUCAACAGCUCCCAGCUUGACACGGACAAAGACGGCAAGGGAGAUGAGUGUGACGAUGAUGAUGAUGAUGACGGUAUCCCAGAUCUGCUGCCCCCUGGUCCCGAUAACUGCCGUCUGAUCCCCAAUCCUUUGCAGGAGGACUCUGAUGGUGAUGGUGUGGGGAAUGUAUGUGAGAAGGACUUUGACAACGACACCGUUAUAGACACCAUUGAUGUGUGUCCAGAAAACGCCGAGGUCACCCUCACCGAUUUCAGGGAAUACCAGACUGUUGUUUUAGACCCUGAGGGAGAUGCACAGAUCGACCCCAACUGGGUGGUGUUGAACCAGGGCAGAGAGAUCGUCCAAACCAUGAACAGUGACCCUGGGCUUGCUGUUGGUUACACUGCUUUCAGCGGCGUGGAUUUUGAAGGGACGUUUCAUGUGAACACGGUAACAGACGACGACUAUGCAGGUUUUAUCUUUGGGUACCAGGACAGCUCCAGUUUCUAUGUGGUGAUGUGGAAACAGGUUGAACAGAUCUACUGGCAGGCCAACCCCUUUCGAGCAGUGGCAGAACCAGGCAUUCAGCUGAAGGCCGUCAAGUCCAACACAGGACCAGGGGAGAACCUGCGUAACUCUCUGUGGCACACCGGCGACACCAGCGACCAGGUGAAGCUUCUGUGGAAGGACGCUCGAAAUGUCGGCUGGAAGGACAAGACCUCGUACCGCUGGUUCCUUCAGCACCGGCCUGCAGAUGGAUACAUCAGGGUCCGUUUCUAUGAGGGUCCCCAGAUGGUGGCGGACACGGGCACCAUCAUUGACACGACAAUGAGAGGCGGCCGACUGGGCGUCUUCUGCUUCUCACAAGAGAACAUCAUUUGGGCCAACUUACGCUACCGCUGCAAUGACACUCUUCCUGAGGAUUUUGAUACAUACAGAGCCCAGCGGGUCCAGCUGGUGGCCUGAUGGAGCAACUGCAGAGAUCGAGCCCCGACUUCUGGGGCAGAAGUCCAACACACAACUAGAUCUCUGAAAGUUCAACUAUACACAGCCUCUUCUUGAAAGAAGCCCCCCCCCCCCAUCAUCGAUAACAUUACUUCAAAUUGUCAAACGUAGGUGUCUCCAUGAAAUCUGACAAGAAACUUUACAAAUGACAUUCUGCAGGUGAGCGGUUGCGCCCCCACUUGGGCUGUAAAUGUUCAUCUUGUUUGAUUUCAUCACCUGUUUGGGGGGUUGUUGCCACAAAGCCAAUUAGAUUGACAGCUGUGUAUUUACUGUAAUUUUAAAUUUAUGCUUUCUGAGUUAAGAAAUAAAGACCUUGUUGU
Molecule: messenger RNA, 2739 nt
Organism: Lampris incognitus (smalleye Pacific opah)
Lineage: Eukaryota; Metazoa; Chordata; Actinopteri; Lampriformes; Lampridae
Gene: comp
Product: cartilage oligomeric matrix protein
Exons: 19
Coding region: 134-2380 (748 amino acids)
Biological process (GO): cell adhesion
Cellular component (GO): extracellular region
Molecular function (GO): calcium ion binding
Source: RefSeq, a predicted model, not a curated record